Molecule: messenger RNA, 2034 nt
Organism: Cordyceps militaris CM01
Lineage: Eukaryota; Fungi; Ascomycota; Sordariomycetes; Hypocreales; Cordycipitaceae
Product: Transcription Factor IIF, Rap30/Rap74, interaction
Exons: 2
Coding region: 1-2034 (677 amino acids)
Biological process (GO): transcription initiation at RNA polymerase II promoter; positive regulation of transcription elongation by RNA polymerase II
Cellular component (GO): nucleus; transcription factor TFIIF complex
Molecular function (GO): DNA binding; RNA polymerase II general transcription initiation factor activity; TFIIF-class transcription factor complex binding
Source: RefSeq, a predicted model, not a curated record
AUGAGUACUCCUCCGACCCAGAACAUGAACGGCAAACCCAAGAGGAAGCCGAAUCCUCUGCGCCCAAUGCGCCCGAGGCCUCGUCAGGUCCCUUCUGCGGCUGCCAACCGACCAGACCAGAAGUCCUCAUCAGCCUCAGCGGCUGCUGGGCCAUCGCGAUCGAACGCGGCGAAUGGAGGCAAGCAGAGCCUCGAUGAACUGCGCAAACAAUAUGGUGGUUGGUCAGAGCCGCCGCCACCGUAUAAAUAUACCGACAUCCCAAUUAUGACAACGAAGAAGGCACUGCUUGAUGGCAUUCGCUAUCAUCUCAUGAAGCUAUCUUCAACCAAAGCCGACGGGGGACCUAUCGAUCCGACCGACCAGGAAGAGUUUGCCAGACCCGUUACUCUGCAUCGGCGAGAUGCUCGCUUGCCACCCCCCGGCAGAACAGUCAAGGAGGAAGCUCCCCAGCGCCUCCCCGUGGAUGAGCAAGAACGAGAGAGACUAGUACAGAUCAAGGCAGACAAGGAGGUGCAGCGCGCCAUCAACCAAGCCAAGAUUGCGCCUGUCGCCAAAGAAGUCGUGCCCAAAAAGCCAAAGAAGCAAAAGGAAGAGCGGACAGUGUUCAACAGAGGGCCCCGUACCGUUGCAGCCAAAAAAGAAUCCGAUUUGCGUUAUGAAGAAGCCUUGCCAUGGCAUCUCGAGGACGUGGACGGCAAAAACGUCUGGGUUGGUUCGUACGUUGCUGCUCUCUCAGAAUCCAACGUUGCAUUUGUCAUCGAUCAGUCCGUCUUCCGCAUGAUACCUCUGGAGAAGUGGUAUCGCUUCACAUCAAAGCCGCAAUUCCAAGCUUUUACCAUUGACCAGGCUGAAGAGUACAUGAACAGAAAGAUUGACGUUGGUCGCUGGGUAAUGAAGGAUGAAGAGAAGAAGUCUGGUCAAGAGGAUUUGCAAGCUACGCGACGAAUGCUAUAUGGGUCGGGUAUGAUCAAGACUGAGAGCGAUACCUUUAAAGCGGCAUCCCGUGCAGAAAAGAUGGAGCAUGAUGAGAUCGACAUGUCUGGAGACGAGUUCCAGGAUGACGAUGAAGCGCCCAUGUUUGAACGCAAUGAUGACGACGAUACGAAAGAUUCCAAGGACAGAAUCCGCCGCGAACAGCUCGGUGCCAACCUGUUUGGCGAUGGUGAUGAAGGCCAGGUCGACCAAGAGCUCCAGCAGCAGCUGAAAGAGGAACUUGAACGCCAAAAAUUUGGCAAAGCCACUCGUAAGGCUCUCAUUAAAAGAGAUCGCGAAGAUAUCUACGAGAGUGACAAAUCUGAAGACAACCCUUGGAGCAGCUCCGUGAGGAUACCCCACCAAUUGCUAUCAUAUUAUCAAUAUACUGACGUGAUGCAGUCUGAUGAAGAGUCUUCGGACGAAGAGAAUGAAGAGAAGAAGGAAGAUGAAAAAAAAGACGGUGAAAAGAAGGACGAGAAGGACAAGGACGACAAAGAUGAAAAGAAUAAGAUAAAGGCCGCAAGCGCACAAGGUAAACAUAAGCCUGCGGACAAAAAGAGCAAGUCCCUGAAGCGUGCAGGGUCUCCGGCGCUAUCCGAAUCUAGUGGGAACGAAUCGUCGCGCAAGAAGAUGAAGAAGACUGCAGUAACGGCACCUGGUAGUCGCGCUGGAACGCCAAUUCCUGGUGCUGUCCGCAAGAAGAAGCUGGGUGCUGGAUCUACUAGUGAUGGCGAAGCUACAGCGGGCGAAAUGUCAGACGGUGCUGGACCCAGAAAGAAGAUCAAACUUGUUGCAAGCGCCAAGGGAACACCGUCCGCAUCUCGGGCCGGCAGCCCUGUCCCAGCCGGUGCAUCACCGCCACCCUCAUCUGCAGGGAUCGAACCAUGGGAGAUUCUGGAAAAGAUUCCCGACGGCGGCAUCAGCAUUGUGGAGCUUAUCAAGCCCUUUCAGUCGCGCGUCGGCACCAAGCCCGGCCAGAUGGCCAAGGGUGACUGGAUCAAGCUCGUCACUCGACUGUGCGAAUACGGACCCGAAAAGCUACUGCGCAAGCGCAAAUAG